UGCCGCUUCUCCUCUCACCACCACCCUCACGCAGCCAGCCAUGCCGGAGCACAAGCCGUCGCGCAAGUCCAUCCUCGGCUCCAUGAGCAGCGGCCUCGGCGGCAGCAGUGGCAGCCGCAACGCCAGCGGCGCCGCUGCCGGUGGCAGCAGCAUUCGGUCCGCCUCGUCGGCCGCCGCCGCUCCCCGCCUCACCGCCGAGCUGGCCGCCAGCAGCCGCAGUCGCGAGCCCAGCGACGCCGGCACCGACGCACAGUACAGGAACCACGCUGCUCAGCCAUCUGCAGCCGCAUCGUCUGAGCUCGAGCGGCCCGAGGGCGAAGAGGAUCUCGAGGUGCCGGACUACGAGGAGGAGAUUGAAGAUGACGAGGACGUAUCGCCCAGCAACGGCGGACCCACCAAGGACGCAGCUGCGCUCAUCGACGAGGAGCAGCGUGCGGCAGACCAGCGUGCUGCGUCGGAGCAGAAAGCCGCACAAGAGACUCGUGCCAGGCGUGCCGGCCGCGUGCGACGUCUCACGUCUGAGCAGCGCCACUACCUGCUCAAGGCGCUCGUCUCGCUGCAGAUGCAAGCCGAGUGGAGCGAGCUGGAGAAGCUCGGCGCCCUCACGCAGUACGGCUAUCCUUUUGCCCUCGAGCGACCGCAGCUGAAGCGCGUCAAGAACGACCUGGACAUGGACUCCGAGUUCGCAAAGGGCGAGUUUGCCGCCGGCGCCGACGAUCCCUACGCCGACGAGGACGCGGCGCGGCGUGCCGAGAAGCUCGCGGAGCCGCUGAUUCUGCGACACAUGUUCCAGGUGCACCUGCGUCCCUUUCCGGGACUCGACGAGGCGCCGCUCAAGUACUGGCAGAAGCGCAUCCAGCCGUACUUUGACGAGACGGCGGCGCGCAACUUCUCGACGUCGAUGGAGCGCGGCGAGAUCACGAGUCGGCGCUUCUAUACGCUCGCAUUCACGCGCUACCUCGGCGGCUUCUUUGCACGUGGCUUUGGCGUGCGCGGCGAGGGCGAGCUGCGCGGACCUGGACGCGGCGAGCUGGGCUCGGAGAAGUGGGGCGUGGGCAAGCAGUGGGGCAAGGGCACCGUGAAGCGCGGCCUCGACAAGCCGGCGCGCAUCGACGACAAGCUCAUGGCGCGCAUUGAUGCGCUCUUCGAGGGCGAGGAAGGCAAAGUGUGGCGUCUGGCGGGCAAGGAGACGGCGCGUGUGCGCAAGGACUGGCAGGCGUUCAAGGAGAUGAACAUCGAGACGGAGACGGGCCUCGAGGACACGAUGGCCUACCUGCAGGUCAGCAACAUCAAGAACCUGCCGCCGCGCUUCCGCAACGCCGAGGAGUGGGCUCGCAUGCAUGCGGCAUACAUCUUCCACACGCUCUUCGUCACGUCGCCGGCCGCCGACAGCAUCUUCGACGUCGUCAAGGGCGUGCACACGCUCUUCCCAUACUGGGGCGCCCGUCAGCUGCUGCGCGUUGCCAAUGCACAGACGAUGAUCCAGGGCAUCCUCUCGUUGCUGCUGGCGCGGCCCGCGGGAAGCAAGUCGCUGGUGCAGCGCAUCUUCACCUACGUGCUCGGCAAGGAGGCCUCGGCGAUUGGCAAGGACUACAUUGUGCCGCUGCGCAAGAUGAUCGAUGAUGCAGAGCUCACAAAGAAGAUCGAGGAGUACGUCAAGCGCGCCAGUCGGCCCGAAGGCCGUGCCAUUCGCUCGCGCGCUGAGCGCACGGGCGAGGAUGUGCUCACGACCAUCCUGCUCUACUCGAGCGGCUCGCAGCUCAGCCAGUCGAAGCAGCAGCACGUGCUCGAGAUGCAGCGCGCCUUUGCGGCGUCGCCGUACCUCACCAACCUCAACCUCGCCUACCCGCCCAAGUCGCCCAUGGGCAAGCUGCACGCCGGCGAGCCGAGCAACUGGAACGCCUCGUCCACCGUCGCUGCCGACGCGCGCAAGUUCGCCCAGCUGCGCCUGCACCUCCGCGAGUGCCUCAAGAAGCGUGACCGCGAGCAGACGGUGGCCAUGGCCAGCGGCGCGCUCAUCCCGUCGAUCUUGAAGGACUCGCUCGAGGUGGUGUUCUACCAGACGAUCCGGCAGGUGGCCGAGGUGGCAGACCUCGCCGCGCGCCUCGGCGAUCUGCAGAACUUCAUCGACGACCUCAUCAAGAUGAAAAAGAAGAAGGACGACUCCCUGCAGGCCUACAUUGCGCUGUGUGCGCGCCACGAGAACAGCCUGUACAUGCUCUUCAGCGAGUGCCACACGAUCGCAGAGCCGUUCACGCGCUGGCUGCAGGCUGGCGCCGACUACAUGGCCAUGGGCACGACGGAUCCGUACCACCCGGCCAACCGCAAGGCCAAGAAGAUCGAAGUCGACCUCGAGGAGCUGCUGCAGGACGACAGCCUGACGAACGCAGACGUCGAUGCCGUACUCAAGGAGACGGACCGCCUGGCGGAGUAUGUCCGCUGGCAGAAGGUCUGGUACGAGCUGGAGAUGCGCAAGAACUUCCUGCUCGCGCGGCCCGACGCGGCGCCCGCCAGCGGCCUGACGGAGGACGACAUUCCCAAGGGCCCGAUGCGGCAAGAGAUACAGGAGCUCGACUCGCUCAUGCGCAUCCUGCUCGAGCAGGAAGGCAUGCCCGUCGAGGACGGCACGGUGCGCACCGAGGCGCGCGGCAGCGAGAUGGCCGAGUUUCCCUGGGCCUACUUCUCGUCGCUCGAUCCGCUGCACCAGCAUCUGCGUCCCGAGGGCGGACAGGAGCCGCAGCUGUUCUUCGAGCCGAAGAUGGCCUCGGCUCCCGUGCCGGAGUUUGCAGCACUGCGCAAGGUCAUGCCGGCCUUCCAGCAUGCGCUGCGCGAAUGCCUGCCGCGCUGGCGCGAGGGAGACGCACGCGGUCCGCCCAAGGAUGCAGGCCUCACUGCCAGCGCUGCGGCGCCCAAGGACUCGGCGCCGCCGUCCAUUGCCGAGAAAAAGGCGCCCGAGCCGAAGAAGGGCGGCCUCGGCGGCCUGUUCCGCAAGAAGUAGGCGCUGCGCCCAGCCGCUCCCUUGCGCGCUCUGCUCCCUGCCUCUGCUCUGUUCCCUGUGCCGCACACUUGCUCCUGCGGCCAUACCCUUGCUCUCGCAACUGCAACUAUCUAUUCGGCG
Tilletiopsis washingtonensis is the source of this 3118-nucleotide messenger RNA. RefSeq lists its product as hypothetical. Gene Ontology annotation, molecular function: phosphatidylinositol binding. NCBI's taxonomy places the organism in Eukaryota, Fungi, Basidiomycota, Exobasidiomycetes, Entylomatales. The record is from RefSeq and is a predicted model, not a curated record. The transcript is spliced from 5 exons. Bases 41 to 2998 code for a protein of 985 amino acids.